Messenger RNA from Olea europaea var. sylvestris, 1099 nucleotides. RefSeq names its product fasciclin-like arabinogalactan protein 7. The record is from RefSeq and is a predicted model, not a curated record. NCBI's taxonomy places the organism in Eukaryota, Viridiplantae, Streptophyta, Magnoliopsida, Lamiales, Oleaceae. Bases 181 to 963 code for a protein of 260 amino acids. The transcript has 2 exons.
CUUGAAACUGAAAGUCUUACCACUAAAGUCAUUAAAGUAUUAUAUACCUAAUCUGCCUUUUUCUUAUUUUAUUACCAUCUUUUCUUUUAUAUACGUCUUCCUUGCUCUCUCCAGCUGCAUUGGUGUCCUCCACCGACGCCUCGAAACUUGGAAGUUUAUUCAGAGUUAAGAGGCCAAGAAAUGGGAUUUGAAAUGAAUUUUAUGGCCUUUAUUAGUGCAAUACUAGUUGUUUUCUAUUUUGCAUCAGCAAAUUCACAAUCUGUUGUAGCUCCAACUCCAACUCCAACUCCUGCCCCUGCACCAGCACCGGAACACGUAAACCUGACUGACUUACUCUCCGUUGCCGGUCCAUUCCAGACUUUCCUAGGCUAUCUUCAAUCCACCAAAGUCAUCGAGACUUUUCAAAACCAAGCCAAUAACACUGAUGAAGGAAUUACUCUUUUCGUGCCGAAAGAUGAGGCCUUUGCUUCACUAAAGAAGCCCUCUAUUUCUAACCUCACACAGGACCAACUCAAAUCUCUAUGCCUUUUCCAUGCUUUGCCACAUUACUACAAACUGGCUGAUUUCACGAACCUAAGCCGACAGAGCCCCAUUCCUACCUUUGCCGGUGGACAAUACAGUUUGAAUUUCACCGAUAACUCUGGAACAGUGCAUGUUGAUUCGGGAUGGACUAAAACAAAGGUUAUCAGCGCAGUUCGUGCCACUGAUCCAGUCGCAGUUUAUGAGACCGAUAAAGUUCUGCUCCCGGAGGCAAUCUUUGGCACUGAUAUACCCCCAACCCCGGCUCCAGCUCCGGCCCCAGUCCCAGAUACUGCUCCUGUAGCAGAUUCUCCAUCUGAAAAGGAGGGAAGUGAAUCAUCGUCGCCAAAUUCUUCACCUUCGUCUUCUCACAGCAUUGUGAAUUCGGGUAAAUUGAGCCAGUUGGCUUUGGCUUUUGUGGGUGCAAUGCUCAUGUUCUUGUGAAAGACUGUUUUGAUGAUCAGUUAAUUUGUCAUUUGUUUCCUACACAUUCUUUUCCCAUGUAUUUUUUAUUAUACCAUUAUGUAUGACAAUAUGAAUUUUGGUAUGCUUAAAUGCUCUCUUGACUAGAGUUGCCUUA